Messenger RNA from Nelumbo nucifera (sacred lotus), 1453 nucleotides. The record is from RefSeq and is a predicted model, not a curated record. NCBI's taxonomy places the organism in Eukaryota, Viridiplantae, Streptophyta, Magnoliopsida, Proteales, Nelumbonaceae.
AAUCCGAGAUGCUGCGAACCCUUAUUUUACUAAACGAAGAAAACCACCGGAGCCGCAUCAGGCAAGUCCCUCCCGAUCUUUUUCUCAGACUGAGAUUCUUAAGUGYUGUAGAUUUGAGUGGCACUUGCAUCAUGGAGUUACCAACAUCCAUUGAAAACUUGAAGCAUCUAGCAUUUCUAGACCUCUCCUAUACUCCCAUCACAAUCUUACCAGAUUCCAUAUGUAGCCUCAAUCAUCUCCUAACAUUGAACCUCAGAUAUUGUUCAGAACUUAUUGAGUUACCCAAUAGCAUAUCAAAGAUGUUGAGCCUUCGACAUCUUGAUUUAGAGGGAGCUCGUCAACUAACAUCCAUGCCCCCAAGCAUUGGUAAGUUAACAAACCUAAGAAAAUUGGGCACAUUCGUCGUGGGAAGGGAGGAAGGAUGUAGAAUUGAAGAGUUGAGAAACCUAAACAAGCUUCGAGGAUCACUUGCCAUCUUAAACCUUGAGAAUGUCAUGGAUGGAGACGAAGCUGAAAGAGUGCGUUUACAGGACAAAUGGUACCUUACAAAAUUAGAGUUCCAAUGGAGAAGGGUAGAGUGGGGUGAUAAAGCAAAGCACGUGCUUAGCAAUCUUGAGCCUCCCCCUGAAGUCAAAGAAUUAAAGAUAUUGCAUUACAGUGGUUCCACAUUUCCAGGAUGGUUGAUGUUGAGCAUCUCAGGUUUCUGGUGUCUUACGACAAUCAUCCUUAUCGGUUGCGGGGGGUGUACACAUCUUCCGUCUUUGGGAGAACUUCCAAACCUCACAUCAUUGUGCAUUGAAGAAAUGCAUGCACUAAAAGAAAUAAAUAAUUAUGGGUUGCGUAAAUUUGGGAUUCCAGAGUUUCCAAGGUUGAUGAAACUGGAACUUGAUGGCAUGCACGAAUUGAGGAAGUGGUGGGAAAUAGAAGUGGGUGACAUGCCUCGCCUCCACAAACUUACCAUCACUGACUGCCCCAAGCUCACUACUCUUCCGAUGCUUGAAUGGCUCCCAUCUCUGCGACAUCUAGAAGUUACUCUCUGCCCUAAAAUCUCAUCACUACCAGAUGGAGCACCACCAAAUCUUCGAUCACUAAUUAUCGCGGAGAGCCCAAAACUUGAAAAACGAUGUCGGAAGGGAAAAGGCGAAGAUUGGCAUAAGAUAGCUAGAGUCCCAGAUAUAUGGAUUCAUUACAAACAGAUUUCUGGUAUCAAAACAGAACAUUCUCAAGAUGUUGAGGAGAAUGGCCACACAAUAUUUUUAUUACAGUCCUCAGCAAUAUUAAWCCAAUCAAUAAAGUCAUAAGAUUUGAAUUCGAUUGGAUUUAUACCUCUAUGAAACUCUGGAAAGUCAAUUUAGAGAUUUGUUUCCCACUGCUUAUGAUCACCACUUGCAACUACAGCCACCUUAGUUGCUUGUCUUGAAGAUGAUUAAUAAAAAGUGAAGGAACCUCCAUG